AUGAUCGAGACGCCUUCAAUAUUCAGAUUGCAGGCACUCUUCUUGAUUAUCCAGUAUCAUGCCGAAGUUGGCCGGUUCGAAAGGGCCUUCAUGAUGGCUUCCAUUGCGAGCCGCCAUGUGACUGCUCUCCAGCUGAAGCAUGAAAGCCCACACCUCAGCUUUGUCACUCAGGAGAUUCGGCGGAGAGCUGCUUGGACGAUGGCACUACUAGAUGGUUACUUUUCUGUAGGGCUUCCCGGCUACAGCACGAUAAAUUAUGAAGAGAUAUACCAGCAAUAUCCGUGUCGUGAAGAGGAAUUUGGCUCAACGGAUCCCGACACAAUACGGGGCCCUUCCACCGCUCGGGUUGAAGACAAAGCUCACUACAGCAUGCUGGAGCUGAUACUGCGUAUUUCCAGGGUGCGCAGAGACAUCAUGCGCUUCACCAGGCAGUUGGCCCUGCUGGAACAGCCUCUCAAAGAGUUUCAGGGUAUUGUGCAAGGAUUCCAAAUGAACCUCACUCAGCUUCAGGAGAAAAUAGCGUCCGUUGUGGGUUCUUCGGCCACUGGAACCAUAAUUCAGCCAAACUUCCGGUGGGUUGUGAGAUCUUUAGAGAUCCAACUCGCUUGGCGUCAGGCACACUGUGACCUGUUUCGUCUCUUCCUUCUCGGACAUCCCAAUGCGGCCCCUGAUGUGGUAUUACGUCCCUUGGGAUCAAGCACCUAUGCUAGCCAAGCCCAGGAAAUAUGUCAGGAACACAGUGACUGGAUAGUAGAAUCCAUUAAGAUAGUUCGAAAGAUGAAUCUCCAAGUCCUCUUCUCUUUCGAUAUUGCGAGGUGCGCUUAUCAAGCUGCACGCCUCAAUCUCUUUCUCGCUCAUAUGCCGAACGUGCGGCCGCAGCUAACAUCAGAAUCCGCCGUUUCUAAUGCUGCAGAAUGCCUAGCUUUUAUCAAGGAAAGAUUUGUGUCGUCUGCUCAUGCUCAGCGGAUGAUCUCAGACCUCAGUCUAUUGAUUGGAGCCUACGAGACGCGUGAUGGGCAUUUUGGAGCAGCGAUGGCGCUUGAUUCGUUACGGUUUUCCGGGGAUGCCCUUGAGAAGCACAAACAAUUAUCGGCACACAGUCUUAUCCAUCAGGCUAAUUUCGUGGAUGAUAGCUAUCUCUAUGAACUGUGA
Aspergillus luchuensis is the source of this 1152-nucleotide messenger RNA. Its product is annotated as fungal specific transcription factor domain-containing protein. Gene Ontology annotation, molecular function: zinc ion binding; DNA binding. The coding region runs from base 1 to 1152 and encodes 383 amino acids. Gene Ontology annotation, biological process: DNA-templated transcription. The record is from RefSeq and is a predicted model, not a curated record. Lineage: Eukaryota; Fungi; Ascomycota; Eurotiomycetes; Eurotiales; Aspergillaceae. The transcript has a single exon. Gene Ontology annotation, cellular component: nucleus.